AUGGCGUUUGACAGCGCCCUUCCCGGGCCGGCUCCUAGAAAGGGAGUCUUGGGAAAUGCCUUUUGGCAACGAUCCUCCAACAGAAAACUUUUGAUGUUGAUCCGCCUCGCCGUUCUAGCCCUGCUUGUUUGCUACCAACAUACCUUUAUCCAGCCAGCUGAAGCUAUCAAGUUCGUUAGCCGAAAGCAGUGGGGGGCGAAGCUUGUAAAGUCCUCAAUGUCACCCGUGGGCAAUCCAAAAGGCGUCAAGAUCCAUUACACUGGCGAAUAUAUCAGCAAGGGAAGCCACUCCAAAUGCGCAGGAAAAACGAGAGCGAUUCAAACCCAACAUCAAAAUGACAAGGCGAACGGCUGGGGUGACAUUGCAUACACGCUUGCGGUCUGCCAGCACGGCUGCGUCUUCGAGGCUCGUGGCGCCAAGUACCGUACUGGAGCUAACGGUAAUGCGGAACUGAAUAGAAAUCACCAAUCCGUUCUCGCAUUAGUCGGCUCCGCGGGAGACACAACACCCUCAAAGGCAAUGAUCCAAGGUAUCAAGGACGCGGUUACCUACCUGCGCAGUGGAGGAGGCGGAGGAGGAGGAGGAGGAGGUGGUGGUGGUGGUGGAAGAACCCCAAAGCCACCCAAAACCAAAUACAUCAAGUUUCCAGGGGCUUCGUGGUUCCACUGCAAGCCAAGGAGCAGCAUCAUCACGGCAAUGGGUAAGCGCCUGGUUGCUGAGGGCUGCAGCGCGUAUAAGGAAGGACCAGGACCACAGUGGACUGAUGCGGACCGCGCAUCGUACAAGAAGUGGCAGCAGAAGUUGGGAUAUACGGGCAAGGAUGCUGAUGGGUGGCCUGGAAAGACAAGUUGGACUAAACUGAAAGUUCGGAAAUAA
Messenger RNA from Paracoccidioides brasiliensis Pb18, 876 nucleotides. RefSeq lists its product as uncharacterized. The transcript has 2 exons. Gene Ontology annotation, biological process: peptidoglycan catabolic process. Bases 1 to 876 code for a protein of 291 amino acids. Gene Ontology annotation, molecular function: zinc ion binding; N-acetylmuramoyl-L-alanine amidase activity. The record is from RefSeq and is a predicted model, not a curated record.